AUGGAUUCCUCUCGAAACUCGGCCAACUCACGGUCUUCGGAACCCAUUGAUAGUCACAUCGGAUCUCAGUCAAAUAUCCCGGAAUCCAAUGUGAUCCCGAACUCUACUGCCGAUGCAGUGCCACCUACCCACGGUUCUCAACAGUCACAGUCCGAGUCGGAAUCACAGAGUACGGCAAACUCAUCACAGGCGAGGGAAUCAGAAGAAACCGAACAUGCCUAUUGGGCCGAAUUCGAAGAAGACAACUCCAGUCCCGAUGAAGAGGAAUUGAAGGAAAUUGACUCAGCCGAAGCGGAUUACAGUGCCUGUGACCAUACAUACUGGGAAAGCAAUUUCUUUCGAGAUUUGGACGACCCGGAAUACCAGCCUAGGGAAAAGGCUCGCCUAACAUGGAAGAUCAAGGGGGUGAGAGGAACACCCGAAGCGCCCAAUCGUGCCAAAGUGAUGCGGUCUCCACCCGCAUUUAUUGGUGGGUACUGGUGGCGAAUCAAGUUUUACCCUCGCGGCAAUAAUGUCGGUUCAAUGAGUAUCUACGUUGAAUGUUCGACAACUCUUCCCGCUCCAGAUGAUCAACUUCCCGAAACCGAGUUCACUGUUCGUCGCGGAAUACCCGCUUCUGCCUUGAACGAAAACUCACCCGACACAGAUCUGCACACACCCGCCACCAACGACUCCGCAGCAUGGAUGGAAAACUACAAGUCGCAAUAUCCUUCUGCAGCCUCGGCCCCCACACACGCCACGUCGAAUUCUUCGGACCAAUGGCGAACCUCCGCCCAAAUUGGUGUGAUUGUUUACAAUCCCGAUGAACCACGCACCGGAUGGAUGCAGUCUUCAUGUCACCAAUUCAAUCCCAACAAUUUGGACUGGGGUUGGACUUAUUUCCACGGCCCAUGGGAUCAGAUCCACACCCGGCGACGUGGUCAGCACCGUGCGCUGUUGAACAACGACACACUCGCAUUUGAUGCUUAUAUUCGUGUGAUUGAUGAUCCCACCAAAUCAUUGUGGUGGCACCCAAGUGAUUCCGAACCCACCUGGGAUAGUCUCGCCUUGACUGGCUACCGUCCACUCGGUGAUUCGGUGAUCAAUCAUAGUGCCGAGGUGGCAGGAUUAGCUUCAUGGCUACACAUUGCGCCCUUUUGCAAAAUUAUCCAGAGUGUGGAUGUUUUGGAGCACCUGAAUAACUGUGAUGUGAAGCCUAAGCCUCUUUGUGAUGCUCUUCAGAAGUUGCUCUGGCAAUUGCGGAGUCGUACCCAUUCACUUCACUAUGUGGAUACGGAAGGCAUUACCUCGACUCUGCGCAACCUGCGCGAGUUUUCUGGAGACGUAUCGGAGUUUUGGGAGCGCCUCCGUCGGACUUUGGAGCUGGAACUUUCAGGAACGAACGCCGGUCAGGAACUGGCUAAGCUGUUUGAUAGCCCAUCGCUUCAUUCCCUGCCGGCAGCAAUUGGCGAUGCGGUCUCCAUCAACACUUUGCCCGCGGGUUUUAAUUCUCGUAUUUGCAUGCAAGCCGACCAUGUGAAGUCCAUCGGAGAGGGCAUGAAGGACUAUUUGAGUGCAAAGACUGGUCGUUGGGCUCUUCCCUCAAUUCUCCAUGUUGAGCUUAGUCGUCAGACCAUGGACAAGAAUAUGCGCUGGCAAUUGAACUUCAACAAGGUGGACUUGGACCAAGAACUGGAUCUCAGCGAGUGGGUUCUGGACAGCCGAGGCAGCAAAUAUGUACUCUAUGGCUACGUGGUUCACCGCGGUCGUCGCACUUCCGGCAAAUUCUUCAGCAUUCUUCGCCCUGCUGGCCCGGGUACCCGAUGGUUGGCAUUUGACGAUGGUAGUGACAACCGUGUGGAGUGUUUAACCCAGAAGACUGCUCUGGGCCCUCACCUGGGUCUUGACGCUUCUCAGACUGUGGAUCACAAGAAGGGCCACGAUGUUCCUGUUGUUGCUAUGUAUGUUCGUAGUGACAUGGUGUCCGAGCUUUUACCUGGUCCCCAGGGUCCUUGGGAGGUUUCCGAUGCACUGAAGGAAUACUACGAGACGGGCAUGUAUAACCCCGGUCCGCAGGUUGCAGACAAGCCAGCGAAUGAGGACAUUAAGGUUGAGGUUUAUUCCUUACCUGAUUAUGAUCAAUUGGGCAGUCUCUUCGAUACUUAUGAUCUGAUGUCGCAUGCGAAAUCGAACAAUGGCGUCAUGUACAUGAGCCUUCCCCGUUCUUCUCGUCUCGCAGAGCUACGUAAGAAGAUUGCCAUGUGGAAGUCAGCUGGCGAGGAAGCCAUCGGUGCUGAGCGGGUUCGGCUCUGGCACAUUGGUCAUACUCGUGCUCAGUGCGGCCCAACUCUUGCAUUCGAUCAUAUCACCGAUCUGAACACUCCAUUGGAUGCUUCUGCAGGAACUGUGCGAUUCUGGAUGGAGACGAUCUCGGAGGAUGAUGCUAAGUUCUUCGCUAUCCCUGAUCCUCCAUCGGCUACCACCGCGGAAGACAAGCAUGGGGAGUCUAUCGAUGAGCAGCCAAGCUCAGAAACCACUGAGCUUCCAACAUCAGUCAACGAUGGAGACGCAGUUGCUAGUUCAUCUGGAGGUGAUGGCAACAACGCUGCAGAGAACUCUUCGCUGCCUGUGACCUCAUCCGAAAGCGAGGAAGCCGCUGAAGAGCGCGCUGAGCAUGAUGCCGUUCUAGCUGUUGCAGCCGCUCAUGACACCAACUCUGCAAACUCUCAGCCUGCUCCUAUCACCUCAUCUGGCUCAUCGACAGAAAAUGGCCCAGCUUCCUCAGAAGUAACUCUGCCCGUCGGACACGCUUACUACUUCAUCCAAGUUUUCGACGCCGACAACCAAGUCCUACGCACAGUGGGAUCAUUCUUUUCCAAGCUCGAAGCUAACGUGAAAGCCUCUAUUCGCAAGCACCUUCAGUGGCCGAUUCGACGAGAUUUCCUGAUGUGGAAGCGAGUAGACGGAACAACGAUCACCGCUCUAUCGCCCGCCGAGAAUUUCAUGGAUGUUGUGGUACCACACGGAUCGUGUAUCAUCGUCGGAGAUAAACUCACCAAGGACAAGCGAUCUCAACUUGGAAUUUCCGGACAAUUCUCCAGCCCCGAUCGUCUAGUCCAGUACCUCUGGGCCGAGUCCCGCGAUCACCCAGUUCAAGGAUUCACAGGUACAAAGACGAUCGAGCCCACAUUUACCAGCGACUUCUACAGUGGAGAUUUCCUUAAAGGAUAUUACCACGGACAAGGAAAACACCUAUCUGGAACCGGAACCGUGUACGAAGGAGAUUUUGUAUUCGGACGACGACACGGAUCAGGCAAGAUGUCCUACCCAACGGGCGAUACCUACGAUGGUGAAUGGGUUGAAGAUGUUCGUCAUGGACAAGGAACGUACGUCGAGAAGAAGACUGGGAACAAAUACGUUGGUGGCUACAAGGAUGGAAAGCGUCAUGGGCGAGGUAUUCAAUACUUGGAGGUUGCAGAUGAGGAGAUGGAUCUGUGUCAGAUCUGUUACUCUGAGGAGCAGGAUGCUGUCUUCUGUGACUGUGGUCAUGUUUGCGCGUGUGUGACUUGUGCUAAGCAGGUGGAUCUUUGUCCAAUCUGUCGCAAGACUAUCAAGAGCGUUAUUAAGAUUUACCGAACAUAA
This is a messenger RNA of Penicillium malachiteum, 3621 nucleotides long. Its product is annotated as putative MATH and UCH domain protein. Gene Ontology annotation, molecular function: protein binding; cysteine-type deubiquitinase activity. The transcript has 2 exons. NCBI's taxonomy places the organism in Eukaryota, Fungi, Ascomycota, Eurotiomycetes, Eurotiales, Aspergillaceae. The coding region runs from base 1 to 3621 and encodes 1206 amino acids. The record is from RefSeq and is a predicted model, not a curated record. Gene Ontology annotation, biological process: protein deubiquitination.